AUGAACGGCUACGAUUCCAUCCUUCCCGCUCUAGAGCAGAAGCUCGAGUCUUUUCGCCGCUCCGACCAGGAGCGUGAUGCUCUCUUACAGGAAAUCGUGCGCCAGUAUGAGCAGCUUAAAAUGGCAUUCAACGAGAAGUGCGGCGACUUCGACAACGAGGUACAAGCGCGUAGAUAUUGGCAGCAGCAGUUCUCCGAAGCCAGCCGAGUCCUUGCUAUGACCCGCCAGCAAGCAGACAAUUCGCCCUUCGUUCUAGCCUUAAUCGACGGCGACGGUGCCGUCUUCACCGAGGCCCUACUGCGCGCUGGCGCCGACGGCGGCUCCGAUGCCGCCCACAAACUUCACAGUGAAAUAAGGAACCACAUAUUGGAUGUUUAUGAGGGCAGCGCCGGCAGCUGGUCUAUCAUGGUGCAUAUCUAUGCCAACCUCGAAGGCUUAAGCAGGAAGUUAGCCUCGGUAGGCAUCAUCAAAUCGCCCCAGGAGCUGCAUGUUUUCGCCCGUGCCUUUAGCUUGCACCAGCCGCUGUUCAAUUUCAUCGACGUCGGCAGCGGCAAGGAGAGGGCCGACCACAAGAUUAAAGAAAUGAUGCGUGUGUUCAUCUCCAACAUUCAGUGCAAGCACAUAGUUUUUGGCGGAUGCCACGAUAAUGGUUAUCUUCCUAACCUUGAUCCUUACAAGCACGAUCCCACACUCGCCAACCGUAUUACCCUGUUGGAAACCACGCCUGCGACGGCUGGCUUUAUUUCGCUUAAGUUCAAGACUGUGAACUUCACCUCCGUCUUCAGAUCGGAUGAGCUUCCAGAAACUCGUCCGAUGGUGCAACCUCUGCCACCUGCUCCGGUCAAAACAGUUUCUCCCGUGCAAACCGUUGUUUCCCCGCAAUCGGCCACGUCUCCGUCUAGUAAUGGACUUCGCAGCGGAACACCUGUCACGACGUCGUCUUCGUGGGCUACGGUUGGAAAGUCGGGAAUGACCAGCAAGAGCAUCUCGAUCGCGCCUGCGAAGCCGAAGGAGAAGAAGUUUGUUUAUCUCAACGCCUAUGACCAGCGUGUCGACGAGAAGCUCGCCAAGGUUGAGCGUGGUGCUCUAGAGCGGUUCCACGCCAAGAUCGCAAAGCAGAAGAUGUGCAACGAAUACCAUUUGAAGGGCGCCUGCACCUUAGGUCCUAGUUGUCCGUACGGCCACGGCGAGAAGCUCAGCCCCGUGGAUCGUCUCGCUUUGCAGCACAAAGCCAGGAAUAUUCCGUGCACUUUCCUGAGCGAUUGCCGUGAGGUCAACUGCUACUAUGGCCACAAUUGUCCUUACGAUGAAUGUACCCGUGGUGACAACUGCUACUUUUCCAUGACACACGACAUGGAUAGGGUUCCAAGGAUGAAAAUGUUCGAAGACGGUACUAUCGACAUCCUCAAUUAA
Messenger RNA from Lasiodiplodia theobromae, 1413 nucleotides. RefSeq names its product C-x8-c-x5-c-x3-h type zinc finger protein. Gene Ontology annotation, molecular function: metal ion binding. The transcript is spliced from 5 exons. The record is from RefSeq and is a predicted model, not a curated record. NCBI's taxonomy places the organism in Eukaryota, Fungi, Ascomycota, Dothideomycetes, Botryosphaeriales, Botryosphaeriaceae. Bases 1 to 1413 code for a protein of 470 amino acids.